AUGGGAACCGUCAUGCAGAUGCCACGUGUUUUCACAAGAAUGGGUUUUCGGAGUGGUUCCUUGAACUCCAGAAGCAACGAAAGGUGGCUCACGCGAAGAAAAAAGAAUGGUGGGAGCGGUGUAGCUGUUGUUGCCACCACCAACCAGACUUCCGUAGGCUUGGUCUCCGGCGGUACCUCGAGUGUCUCACACCCUUGCCCACGACAGCUCCUUCAGUUGAUGAUUCUCUUACUGUUCUAUCUUAGUUAUCCAUUCAAGAGUCUGCUGACUGCGAACGUAACUAGGAAAAGCUUUGGUGCUUUCCGACCAAUGAGAUUCUUGUUGGAUUAUAGAUUUACGUGUUAUUGA
Molecule: messenger RNA, 348 nt
Organism: Prunus armeniaca (apricot)
Lineage: Eukaryota; Viridiplantae; Streptophyta; Magnoliopsida; Rosales; Rosaceae
Source: the annotation of a GenBank genome assembly